Purpureocillium lilacinum is the source of this 714-nucleotide messenger RNA. NCBI's taxonomy places the organism in Eukaryota, Fungi, Ascomycota, Sordariomycetes, Hypocreales, Ophiocordycipitaceae. The record is from RefSeq and is a predicted model, not a curated record.
AUGUCCGCCCCAAAGUCGGAUUUCGAGUUUUUUGAGCUCUUCCCAGGCUCUCCCCCUGAUCUGAUUAUCGCAGCGGCGAGGACUAUAUGCGAUGCUUUCUCCAACGAUCCACUGAUUACGUGGCUCCGUCCAGACAGGAACGGCUGGUGCUCGACAGACCCCAAAGUCCUGACCUGGCAGGUACGCAGGGUUCGUCAAAACAUGGUAGAUGGGCGAGUCUUUGCCUUGAGAAACAGAUCAGAAGAGGCGGAAAAGGGCAAACCACUUGUGCUCGCUGCUGUUGCGUUCGUGAUGGAGCCGUUUACCUUCAAGCAUUGGUUGCUGCGACUAGUUCCGCGAUUUCGAUUAUGGGUGUCGAAUAUUACCAAGCCUGUUCAUGAUGGCUCCGACGACGAGCGCACGACACACAUGCUAGUCAUACAUGACAGCAUGCUCGAGUGUAUGGAAAAGAGAUUCCGCCAACCUGUCACAUAUAUCGAGGUAAUUGCUGUCGACCCUGCCCUGCAGGGCAAGGGUGUGGGCUCCAUGGUUGUUCAGGAAAUUCUGGCGCUGGCGCCGGCGCGAGUUCCCGUCGUCCUUGAGUCCACCAGCCGGAGAAGCGUACCGUUCUAUCAGCGGUUUGGCUUCAAAGAGAUAGGCAGCGCCGUACUCACGCCUCAGCGUGCUAUGUCUGCGCCCGACGAAUGUACGCUUUGGUUCAUGGCCAAGGACUGA